AUGGUCAAGAUAUUCCAGCGCGGUCAGGAAGGGAUCCCGGCGAAGUUGAAGGAGCUUUCGUGCGAGUAUCCAUGCAGCCCCAUCACGGAGAUUGACCUCUCUGAAACACGCAUCGGCGCCGAGGGCGGCAAGGCUUUGGCAGAUGCGAUCAAAAGCAAUAGCACCGUCACAAAAAUUACCCUCGCGGGCAACCGCAUCGGAGCCGAGGGCUGUAAGGCUUUGGCAGAGACACUCAAAAGCAAUACCACGAUCACGAACAUUGACCUCUAUGACAACGACAUCGGCGACGAGGGCUGCAAGGCUUUGGCAGACGCGCUCAAAAGCAAUAGCACGAUCACGAACAUUGACCUCGCGCACAACGACAUGGGCGACCCGGGCUGUAAGGCUUUGGCAGACGCACUCAAAAGCAAUAGCACCAUCACGAACAUUACCCUCGCGGGCAACAGCAUCGCCGACGAGGGCUGUAAGGCUUUGGGAGACGGGCUUAAAAGCAAUAGCACGAUCACGGACAUUGACCUCGAAAGCAACGGCAUCGCCGACGAGGGCUGUAAGGCUUUGGGAGACGCACUCAAAAGCAAUGGCACGAUCAAGAACAUUGACCUCGAAAUCAACGACAUCGGCGACGAGGGCUGUAAGGCUUUGACAGACGCACUCAAAGGCAAGAGCACGAUCACGAACAUUUACAUCGAUGGCAACGACAGCAUCGGCGAAGAGACAUCUAAGGCUUUGGCAGACGCGCUCAAGACCAUCUGUGCUUUGACUAACGACGAGUAA
Messenger RNA from Symbiodinium sp. CCMP2592, 774 nucleotides. Lineage: Eukaryota; Dinophyceae; Suessiales; Symbiodiniaceae. The record is from the annotation of a GenBank genome assembly.